Messenger RNA from Aspergillus oryzae RIB40, 675 nucleotides. RefSeq lists its product as uncharacterized. Gene Ontology annotation, biological process: protein deubiquitination. The transcript has 3 exons. The record is from RefSeq and is a predicted model, not a curated record. The coding region runs from base 1 to 675 and encodes 224 amino acids. Lineage: Eukaryota; Fungi; Ascomycota; Eurotiomycetes; Eurotiales; Aspergillaceae. Gene Ontology annotation, cellular component: nucleus; cytosol. Gene Ontology annotation, molecular function: cysteine-type deubiquitinase activity; cysteine-type endopeptidase activity.
AUGAAGGAGGACCCCGAGAUCGCAGCAGAUGCGGUUCCUAUCAAUUCAGAACUUAUACCUGAGCUUAAUCAACUUUCCCAGAUAGCGAGGGCAGAGCUGAACUACAUUGAGCAGGAGAUCAAGGAUCUACAAAUUAUGAUCUCAAGCCAGUUUGCUGACUACAAACAUUUGGCCUAUCGUCUCUAUGCUGUCUUCGUUCAUCAUGGCUCCGUUGAAUUCGGGCACUACUACAUUUACAUCUGUGAUUUCGAACGGAAUAUUUGGCGGAAAUAUAACGACAACUAUGUCACUGAAGUGCACGACCUGGAUGAAAUAUUCACGAGCCAGGACCGCCAAAAUCCCCCGACUCCGUACUUCUUAGUAUACGUCAAUGCGACUAUGAAGGACCGUCUAGUCAGUCCUCUUUGCAGGGAGAUACUCGAGUCUCCCCCAGAGGAUCAACUGAGCGGGGAUGGAGGAAUUGCUACGGAGGGAGUUACUCCGCCGACGGUUGCAGAAGAUGUGGACAUGAACCCACCGGCAUACGAUGAGAUAUGGGCUGACAAAGGCACAUCAGGUACGGAAGAUAACCACCAUAUAGAAGAUAAAACGGGCCCCACAGGUGUGGGGGGUAAUGAGGUCACUGGCAGAGGGCCGUCAAACAAAGACACUGACUUCCAUGAUGUGCAAUGCUAA